Messenger RNA from Punica granatum (pomegranate), 2717 nucleotides. Lineage: Eukaryota; Viridiplantae; Streptophyta; Magnoliopsida; Myrtales; Lythraceae. The record is from RefSeq and is a predicted model, not a curated record.
UCCAGACACAGCCUGGACUGGACUGCUCGUAGUCUUCCAAUUCCACUCUGUGCCCAAGAGGCCAUUAAACACAGCAUAGAGGAAGAAGAAGAAGAAGAAGAGAACCCGGAGAGAAUGCAGCUCACCCGUCUUCUUCUUCUUCCUCUUCGUCUCACUCUCUCACUGACUCCAUAACCAGAUGUUCUCAUCUUCCUUCAAAGCUUGAACCUUUCACCGGCCAAUCAAGCCUAAAGCCCCUCUCUGGGUCUUCAUCUCUUGGCCGCUUCCAAGCAAAAUGCUGCCAAAAAUCCUCCCUUUGCUCGCCAUUGCGGUGCUCUUCUUCCUCCCGUUCUCCGCCCCAGAUCUGACCUCCGACAGGGCGGCCCUGCUCGCCCUCAGGGCCGCCGUCGGCGGGAGGACUCUGCUCUGGAAUGUGAACCAGCAGAGCCCCUGUUCUUGGGCUGGAGUUCAGUGCGAAUCCAACAGGGUCACAGCCCUCCGACUCCCCGGUGUCGCCCUCUCCGGCGACUUGCCGAACGGCAUUCUCGGCAACCUCACUGAGCUCCGGACGCUCUCCCUCCGGUUCAACAUGUUGACUGGACAAAUCCCCUCAGAUCUCGCACUCUGCACCAACAUGAGGAACCUCUACCUGCAAGGCAACAAGUUCUCCGGCCAAAUUCCGGAGGUUCUGUUCAGCCUCCCUGACUUAGUUAGGCUCAACCUUGCUUCCAAUAACUUCUCCGGCGAGAUUCCCCUGAGCCUCAACAACCUUACCCGGCUCAGGACUUUGUUCCUCGAGGAUAACCAGCUCACUGGGUCGAUUCCCGCCGACCUGAACUUCCCAAAACUCGAGCAGUUCAAUGUCUCGAACAACCAGCUUAACGGGUCGAUCCCCGAUAGUUUGCAGGCUUUCACGACUACUUCGUUCUUGGGUACUUCGCUUUGUGGAAAACCCCUUAAGUCCUGCCCGGAAGAUAUAAACUUGCCCCCAGCUGAGCCCGGCACCGGCGACCAGAGCAACGGGAACAAUGGGACCGAGAACAAGAAGAAGAAGAAGCUCUCGGGGGCUGCAGUGGCGGGAAUUGUGAUCGGAUCCGUUCUCGGGUUCCUACUGAUUGUAGCAUUGGUGAUCCUCUUAUGCCGAAGGACCCGUAACAAGAAGACGAGUAGAUCGAUGGACAUUGCCACUAUCAAGCAGCCUGAGACAGAGCUUUGGGCCGAGAAGCCUGCCCCCGAGGCUGAGAACGGUGGGGUCAGUAAUGGUUAUUCUGUGGCGGCUGCAGCGGCAGCGGCCAUGACGGGAAGUGGGAAGGGAGGUGGAGCUGCAGAGGCCAAUGCCAAGAAGUUGGUGUUCUUCGGCAACUCUGCUAGGGUGUUUGAUUUGGAGGAUCUGCUGAGGGCUUCUGCAGAGGUUCUUGGGAAGGGGACCUUUGGGACGGCCUACAAGGCAGUCUUGGAGGUCGGGACCGUGGUGGCAGUGAAGAGGCUGAAGGACGUGAAUGUCUCGGCGAAGGAGUUCAAGGAGAAGAUCGAGGCAGUCGGGGCCAUGGACCACGAUAGCUUGGUGCCUCUCCGAGCUUACUAUUACAGCAUUGAUGAGAAGCUCUUGGUGUAUGACUACAUGCCCAUGGGAAGCUUGUCUGCUCUAUUACAUGGAAACAAAGGAGCGGGAAGAACUCCAUUGAACUGGCAGAUCAGGUCCGCUGUUGCCCUUGGAGCCGCUCGGGGCGUGGAGUACAUACAUUCCCGGGGGCCCAUGGUCUCCCACGGGAACAUCAAAUCGUCCAACAUCCUCCUCACCCAGUCCUACGAAGUCCGGGUGUCUGACUUUGGACUAGCCCAUCUCGUGGGUCCGUCCACCACACCAAAUCGUGUGGCAGGUUACCGUGCCCCUGAGGUCACUGACCCACGAAAGGUCUCCCAGAAGGCUGAUGUCUACAGCUUUGGAGUUCUGCUUCUGGAGCUCCUUACAGGCAAGGCCCCAACGCACGCCCUCCUCAACGAGGAAGGGGUCGACCUUCCCAGGUGGGUCCAGUCAAUAGUCCGCGAGGAAUGGAACUCUGAGGUAUUCGACCUAGAGCUCCAGCGAGACCCGAGCGUGGAAGAGGACAUGGUGAAGCUCCUACAGCUCGGGAUAGACUGUGCAGCACAGUAUCCCAACAACCGCCCUUCCAUGUCUGAGGUUAGGAUCCAAAUCGAGGAGAUAAUCCACACAAGCGGGCAAAAAGGACAAUUCCUACAAGCACCCGACCAGAUCAGCAACGCAGACGACUUCUCUUCCCGGUGAGUCGAUAUCAACACACAAUCUCUUAAAGGAUCAUUUGGCAUAUAAUGCCCGUAUAGAGCAUAUUGUACCUUAAAAUCUCGGGCCGAUUCUCCAUUCCAUCUGCCGGAAGCAACCGACAUGUAGUCGUCUCUCUUUCUUCUUCAAGAAUUACACUUUUGAGUUUGAUCGCCUGUUCAAUUUGUUCCUCUUUGUUUGGUGGAUCAUUGUUAUCCUCUGUAAUUAUUUCAUCUUCUUUCUUUUCUUUUUCUUACUUAUGCUUUUGAUGCAACUUUCCAUCUGCUCAGAUUGAGAUGUUUCUGUAAGGAAAAGAAGUUUGGUGUAAUGCUCUUAUCAGAUGAAUUUGAUCCACCAAACUUUUAUUCUUCCAUUCUUGUAAAACUUCGGCAAACCGAGAUGCUCUCGAUGAACUCUUUACUUUUAUUGAUCAUUUCCUCCUGGGGAUUUGCCUUUA